AUGCCCAUUUCUAUUGACAGUAGACAAGACUUGGCUGAUAUGAUUAAUUCUCUAAGCAUGUUGGACUUGGAUCUUUUUGGGGCUAAAUUCACUUGGUCUAACAGACGCAAUGGGGAGGACCUCAUACAGGUUAAGUUGGAUAGGGGCUUUGUCUCUCUUGAUUGGAUACAAAAUGCUUCUUGUAAACUCAAUGCCUUUACCCAAUUAGGAUCUGAUCAGUUCCCUAUUUGUCUUUCAGAGAUUUUGUUGUCUAGAAGAAAGGCAUACCCCUUCAGAUUUGAGAAAAUGCGGCUGAUGGUCCCUGAGAUCCAUGAUAAAAUUAUGGAGUGGUGGAAUAUUGAUAUCCAGGGUACAACCAUGUUUCAUAUUGCUAAGAAGUUAUCUAGUGUCAAGUCACAUAUUCAACAUUGGAACAAGUCCUCUUUUGGUAAUAUUUUCAAAAUUAAAGAUAAGCUCAAGCAGGAACUUGAGGAGGCUCGGAAGCAUAUCCAAGAUUUCAAGUUUGAUAAUGGCGUCUCGAACAAAGAAAUUGAGAUUUUAACUAAACUGCAUGAUAUUAUUUUCAAAGAGGAGGAAUUUUGGAAGCAGAGAUCUAGAGCUUUAUGCCUUAAAAGUGGUGACAAAAAUACUGAGUUUUUUUCAUAUGACGACCCUCAAGCACAUGGCUGCUAA
Molecule: messenger RNA, 672 nt
Organism: Cryptomeria japonica (Japanese cedar)
Lineage: Eukaryota; Viridiplantae; Streptophyta; Pinopsida; Cupressales; Cupressaceae
Exons: 1
Coding region: 1-672 (223 amino acids)
Source: RefSeq, a predicted model, not a curated record